This is a messenger RNA of Baudoinia panamericana UAMH 10762, 1233 nucleotides long. RefSeq lists its product as uncharacterized. The transcript is spliced from 2 exons. Gene Ontology annotation, molecular function: oxidoreductase activity. Bases 1 to 1233 code for a protein of 410 amino acids. NCBI's taxonomy places the organism in Eukaryota, Fungi, Ascomycota, Dothideomycetes, Mycosphaerellales, Teratosphaeriaceae. The record is from RefSeq and is a predicted model, not a curated record.
AUGGAGCGCCACCAUGUCUUCCUACUCACCAGCCUGGCUGUAACAGUCUACCUGUUUGUUGUCCGUCUUUUGCGAUACCAACGGAGGGACUCGAUACCUCGCACAUAUGGCAUGGUCGACCGUAGCGACUUCCCCAAGAUGUCCGCCGAUAAGGCGCAAGCCAUCCUCAGCGACUUGAUUGAGAUAGAGUUCCCUACACUCUGGCGCCAGAGCAUCAUCUUCGCCAUCUUCAAGACUUACGGUAUUCCGACAAUUGCGCAAUUACUUGCAAACACCUCCGAACUACAAGGGACAGAGACCGCCUCUAAACGUGUCGCUGACACCGGCGUACUGAUAAAAGAAAUGACACUCAAUCCGUCUUCCUCGCCUCGUACGUUGCAAGCUAUUGCACGCAUGAACUACUUGCACUCUCGUUACAUUAAGGCUGGCAAGAUCAGCAACGAUGACAUGGUAUACACCUUAGGCUUGUUUGCCCUAGAACCUACUCGCUGGAUAGGCAAGUAUGAGUGGCGACAACUAACAGAUGUUGAGCUAUGCGCUCUGGGCACCUUCUGGAAAGACGUUGGUGACAAGAUGGAGAUCGACUACUCUCCACUACCCUCUGCUAGCGAAGGCUGGCAGGAUGGGCUGCACUGGCUCACAGAGAUGCGAGUCUGGGGCGAGAAGUACGAAGAAAACCACAUGAUUGCGGCCGAGCCGAAUGCGAAGCUCACACGUGCCCUUGUCGACAUACUUUUUGACGGGAUGCCGCAGAGCAUCAAAUCUAUCGGUACGUUGGUCGUUGCAGCAGUUGUGCCGGAGCGGUUGAGGAUAGCUACUAUGCUGCCAACUCCACCGCAGGUUUACGUGAUCGGCUUUCAGACUAUCAUGUACUUGAGGAAGCUGGUGUUGCGGUAUCUUUUGCUACCCAGGCCCGAAUUUCUCCGUGUGGUAAACAUCUCACGAAAGCCGGAGCCUAGUGGCAGAUACACGAACGAGGAAUGGCUCACGCACCCUUGGUACGUGAAAGCUACACUUUGGAGACGUUGGGGUCCAAAUGCGUGGAUUGGGAGGUUGCAGGGUAGUAAGCUUCCUGGCGACGAUGGUGAGAAGUACUACCCUCAAGGCUACUUGAUUGCUGAGGUGGGUCCAAAACGGACGGAGAAGCAAGGUGGCGUAGAGAUGCGGGCGGAUGUUGACAAGAUGCACGCGAGGUUUGGAAGCUGCCCGUUUGCGAUGUCGCUCAAGGCUUGA